CGGAUAACGCAUCGGGGAAAGGGAUCGCUUUUCAAAACAUCUGUUACCAUGGCCACCCAUCCGUUUGUGUUUCGAACCUUUCCAAACUGUUGUCCAAACUUCCAAUGGAUUCUGAAGAAUAAACUGCUGACUACGGACAGAAGACAGGAUGUUCCCCGCGCCGGAGAAACGACGGCAGUUGCGGCAAACGGCACUCUGUCGGGAGGUGGAAUCCGCCAAGCAGCACGAAAGCUACCACAAAGACUUCAAUCAAAUACAACGGAAUAGCCAGAUCAGCUUGCUUAAGCGCCAGCACACGGCCCAGUGCCGGGAACGGGACGAAAACACCCGACGGCAAGAGGAGGAAGCUAAGGAAACCAUCAGGCAGCGGCAAUUGCUGGAGGAACAGGAAUUGGCCUUGCAGCUGCACGAUGCCAAUCGUCGGCGGAUCAACGAGGAAAAGCUCCGGCAACAGCUGCGGGAGUCUAACCAGGAGCUGCGAGAGUUGGAAACAAAACUAAGGGCGGCCUACGUGGCCAAAGGUAUUGCAGCACAGAAGGCCGAGCUGGAAGCCAAGCGGCUGGAGGAAAAGAUAGCCGCCCAAAAGGAGCAGGAAGUGCUCGAACAGCAACGGUUGGACAACUUGGAAUACAUCCGGCAGUGCGAGGAAGAGCAAUGGAAGCAAAAGUGCGAACUGCGAGAUGUGCUCCACACUCAGAUGAAGGCACUGCAACGGCAGAAGCAGAUCAUGUACGAGGAAUUCCUCCUGGAGAAACAAUACCUGGACGAGAUCUGUAGACGACUCCAGGAGGAACGGUUUGCCGAUAUCCAGCGCAAGCUGGAACUCCAGAAGCGAACCCGUAAGGAAAUGGAAUACUUCAAGGAAGCCAAAGCCAUCUGGGAGGAACGGCAAAAGCUUGCGUUGGCCGAAGAAAACGAACGGAUUCGUCGCUUUUUGGAGUAUCGAGAUGCCCAGGAACAGGAACAACGGGAGAUCAAACUGAAAAGCGCGCGGUUCCGGGAACAGCUUAAUGAGAAGAUGGUUACCGAAUUGCAGACGGAAAUUGAUGAAGCCCGCAAGCGUGAAGAACUUCUACAAGACAUUUAUGCCGCCGAACUGGACGAGCGGCAGGAGGACCGUAUCCAGCGUGACCUGGAGCAGCAGCUUCGCCAACGUAUCGAAGCCCGGCUCGGUUUGGAACGUCAACUGUCGGAAAUUGAAUGCCGUCGACAGCGGGAAGCCGACGAAGAACGUAAGUUCAAAGAAGAUCAGCUGAAGCUGUGGGCCGAACGAGACCGAAUCGAUCAGAUGACCAACGAAAAGCGGCGCCUCAAACUGGCCGAACAUCGACGUGCCAUCCAGGAACUUUUGGAGGAUCGUAAGCGACGCCGUGCCGACGAAGUCAAACAGUUGAUGCAGCAGCAGAGUAUGUUCGAACAGGAGGAGAAACGUCGCGAGGAAAUUAUCGAAGAGGAACGCAUCAAACUGCUGAAAGAACACGUUACAGCUUUGCUAGGGUUCCUGCCACCUGGGGUGUUGCGGGAAAGUGACCGGGAACAUAUUCCGCUGCCCAAGCCCAAAAGCGAACCGAAGUAAACCUUAGAGUUGCUGCUACGGAAAGUUUGAAGAAAUCGCACAAAAUUGCCUAUAAUGAUAUAUUUAUACCUACAUAUAUGUGAAUCGAAGAGUUUCAAAAAUUAAAUCGCAAAUCAGUACAUCACUAGA
This is a messenger RNA of Aedes albopictus (Asian tiger mosquito), 1705 nucleotides long. RefSeq names its product meiosis-specific nuclear structural protein 1. Gene Ontology annotation, cellular component: motile cilium. The record is from RefSeq and is a predicted model, not a curated record. Gene Ontology annotation, biological process: cilium organization. Lineage: Eukaryota; Metazoa; Arthropoda; Insecta; Diptera; Culicidae. The transcript is spliced from 3 exons. Bases 149 to 1576 code for a protein of 475 amino acids.